UCUCGUGUCGUAUCACGUGAUGCCGGUCACGUGGCGCCCAACAUGGCGGCGCCCAUGGCGGCGGCGAGCGGCGGCUCCGUGACGCAGCGGCUGCUCCGGGGCGUUUCCCGCAGCCUCAGCAGCGGCCGAGCCGCGGUCGAAGAGCCCGAAGCCGCCGUGGUUAACGUCGUGUUCGUGGACCGGGAGGGGCGGGAGGUGCCGGUGAGAGGCAGAACCGGGGACAACGUGCUGCACCUGGCGCAGCGGCACGGGCUGGAGCUGGAGGGUGCCUGCGAGGCCUCCCUGGCCUGUUCCACCUGUCACGUUUACAUCAGCGAGCCCCACCUGAGCCGGCUCCCGGCGCCCGACGAGCGGGAGGAGGAUCUGCUGGACCAGGCGCCGCUGCUGCGGGAGAAUUCUCGCCUGGGCUGUCAGCUCAGCCUCAGCCCCGCCAUGGAGGGAGCGCGCAUCGAGCUGCCCCGGCUCACACGGAAUUUCUACGUGGAUGGGCACGUGCCAAAACCUCAUUGAUGUACCCCAAAAACCCCCCAAACCUCAUUGAUGUACCCCAAAAACCCCCAA
Molecule: messenger RNA, 561 nt
Organism: Poecile atricapillus (Black-capped chickadee)
Lineage: Eukaryota; Metazoa; Chordata; Aves; Passeriformes; Paridae
Gene: FDX2
Product: ferredoxin 2
Exons: 4
Coding region: 43-510 (155 amino acids)
Biological process (GO): positive regulation of oxidoreductase activity; P450-containing electron transport chain
Cellular component (GO): mitochondrion
Molecular function (GO): 2 iron, 2 sulfur cluster binding
Source: RefSeq, a predicted model, not a curated record